AUGGCGCAGUGCUCGAUCUGGGGCAAUGGCUAUGUGUCCAGCUGCUUGAGCGAGAUUCUCCCGCCUUCGAGUUGUAUAGCAUCAGGAUUGCUAAUACUGGGCAUGUAUCAUUUAUACUCGCGAAAAGGAAACAUACUGCGCAGACCCGAGUACAUGACCGUCCUGUCACCGCUAGCUAUAAAGUUAGAGCUCUUGUGUCUUCUACUUGGAGGUGUUCUCUCUUUCAUUCGUGGCUACCAAUCCGAUACGGUCCUUUCAACGGCGAGCCCGCCCGCGUAUUUGCUGCUUCUCGUAAAGCUAAGAUUGUCUUCGGGAUCUAGUUUGAUUCCAACUCUGCAAACUCACUCGGUAGUACUCUACACAUUGCAAUGCAUUUUUUGCGCAGUGACUGCCCACGCGCAGGUAGUGACAAACGCAGCACAACCCCUGCUUCUCACUACGCUCAUCCAGAGCGCCAUUUUUGCGAUCCUCUCUCUCCUCCACCUAGCGUCCACGCGACAGCCCAUGGAUAAUAAUGAUGCGGGCGACAUCAGAAAAGACAUGACUGCUAGCUUUCUCUCGCGCAUGUCGUUUUCCUGGCUCGAUGAGCUCGUUUGGAAGGCAUUCCGGGCGACGCUAGAGGUGCCGGGUCUGUACCCGCUCAGUGAAGAGCACAAGUCGGAAACUAUCGCUCGAGAGUUUAGUUCUAUAUCCUCAGCCAACCUGCUGCGCCGGCUGUGGCAGCUUACCAAAUACGACGCCCCUGCGCUGGGGGGCUGGGCGGCUGUCAACAGCGUGGCCGUGUACAUUUCGCCGGCACUCAUACAAAUAUUUCUCACAUAUCUGGACGCUGCGGAUGGAACAGCGUGGCUGUGUGUCGGCGGUUUUCUCGCUGGUGGCAUCCUGGCUGGCACAGCAGACUGCCAGUGCGAGUGGAAACGCCGUCAAAUCAGCGCAAAGGUCCGCGCGGUGCUCGUCAAUGAGAUAUACGAAAAGGUCCUCCGAAAGCGCAUCACACGGUCAACAUCUGGAGAAGAUGGGGAGGCCACCGGCGGUGACAUUUUCAACCUCAUGUCCGUCGACGCGGAGAGCGUGAGCGCCGUGAGCGGCGAUCUGUAUUUCGUCUGGGUCGCGUUUCCCGUGCAGACAGGCAUUGGGACAUGGCUGCUAUACAGGCUACUCGGGAUCAGCGGCGUGCUGGGCGUGCUAGCCAUGAUCCUUUUGCUGCCUCUCAACUUCCUAGUUGCGCGGCGCGCGAUGGCGGUGCAGGCGCAGGUGUUGGCAGCCAGUGACAAGCGAAUCCACGCAACGAAUGAUGUGUUGAACAACCUCAAGACGAUCAAAUACUCGGCGUGGGUGCAGCCGUUUAUGAAGCGCGUGUUGUCGAAACGAAGCGCCGAAAUCAAUGAGCUGCGCGCGCGGUAUAUCUGGUGGUCUGUCAAUAUGACCACGUUCCACGCACUGCCGUUCGUCGUGACUAUGAUCACGCUUUUCUUGUAUACAGUCGUCUGGGGGGGUUCCCUACGCACGUCCACAGCCUUCCCAGCGCUGGCUAUCUUCGGCAUCAUCCGAAUUCCCUUGGACCGCAUGGCGAGUGCGGCCAGCUUCAUGAUGCGCGCUUAUGUGUCUUUGAGGCGGAUCGAAAGCUUCUUGCUGGAGGGGGAGACGGGCAAAUACCAGCAGCUCAGUGCUUCUGCUUCUGAUUCUGAUUCAAGCCGCGUUGGUUUCGAGAAUGCCACUUUCUCGUGGCCUAGUGCAGUCGUUGGAACAUCCGCUGACCAUACAUCUGGAGAAGACAUCUUACUGACUGCGAUGCCAGCCUCACCUUUCCGCUUGGGUAAUCUCAAUAUCGCCUUCCAGACGAACGCAUUGAACAUCGUCUGCGGCCCCAGCGGGGCUGGAAAAUCUUCCCUGUUGCUCAGUCUGCUGGGUGAGAUGGACCUGCUCCAUGGCCGCGUAUUCCUCGCUCACGACGAGAACCCCUCGUCGUCAAGUUCCUUCAACAAUACCACCGCCUACUGCCCACAGGAUCCCUGGAUUAUGAACCGAAGCAUCCGGGACAACAUCCUCAUGGAGCAGCCGUUCGACGGCCCUCGCUAUGAGCGCGUGCUGCACGCCACAGCGCUGCAGCCUGACCUGGCCGCCAUGGACCACGGUGACCUCGCUCUCACUGGCGAAGGGGGCUGUCGGUUGUCAGGUGGGCAGAAGCAGCGAAUCGCGUUAGCACGCGCGCUUUAUAGCCCGUGCAAGUGUGUGCUCCUGGAUGACUGUUUGAGCGCCAUGGAUGUGCAUACGGCGAACCAUGUUUUCUUCCAUGGUAUCAAAGGGUUGUUGAUGCGAGGGCGGACAUGCAUACUGGCUACGCAUGCGGUGCAGUUAGUUACGCCACACUGUGGGUAUGUGGUGGUCUUGGACGAGGGCCGCGUAGUCGGCCAGGGAACGCCGGAGAAAGUGAUAUCCGAGGGUCUGGUAGCAAGUGAUUAUGUAGGUACUAGCUCGACCCAGGCUCAUGUUGAGUCCGCAACGCUCGAGUAUAGUGUCGAAGUAGACGACAAGCCCCAUGAUGUCGAACCCCAGUCAACGUACACAGAAACCAGGGCCGAGGGCAAGGUGGCCUGGGCUGUCAUGCGCACAUAUUUGGCGACUAUGGGAAAAAAAUCGUACUGGAUACUCGUGCUUAUCAUGUUCGGUGCACAGCAAAUCGCCACUCUCGGCACAAGCCUCUGGAUCAAGCAAUGGGCUUCCGAAUAUGACAAGGAAUCAAGCUCCAAGCCAAACGUCUCGUAUUAUAUCGCUGUAUAUGCCGCCAUCUUCCUCUUCUACAUGCUCAUCACAUUUGUACGAGACCUCUUCACGUUGCAUGGCGCUCUCCGUGCGUCCGCGGCGAUAUACUCCAGCCUUCUCGGCGCUAUCCUCAAUGCCACUCCGCUGUUCUUCGACCGCACCCCUUUGGGCCAGAUCACGAACCGCCUGACCAAGGACGUCGAAGCCAUGGAUCAGUCACUGCCAGGAUUCUCAAUCAACGCACUGCAGCUCGUCGCGUCCAUGGCCAUGAUGCUCGUGCUGAUCUCGACUGUUGUGCCGGUGUUCCUUGUGGCAGCGGUGUUCAUCUGUGCGGCGUACUACUUGGUGACGGUCCUGUACAUCAACGGCGCGCGCGACCUGAAGCGCAUCGAAUCGGUGCAGCGCUCGCCUAUUUAUCAGAACUUCUCUGAGAGCGUGGCAGGGUGUGUGAGCCUGCGCGCCUACGCACACGCUACGGCCAGCUUCACGCAUCAGAACCGAGUGCUUGUCGACAGCAUAAACCAGGCGUAUCUGCUGCAAUGGGCAACGCAGGCAUGGCUGAUGUUUCGCAUUGACGUACUCAGCUCGCUUGUGUCGUUUUUCACCAGCAUGUUUGUGCUGCUGAACUCGUCUCGCAUCGACCGCGGCAGCGCUGGCCUGGUGCUUACAUUCGCUGCCAGCUUCACCGAAAACGUCAUGUGGUUUGUGCAAAUAUACAGUAUCCUGCAGCGCGAUCUCAACUCGAUUGAACGCAUUCUGGAGUAUGUCGGCGUCGAGCAGGAGGAAGAAAAGAAGGACAGAGGCAUCUACGACCUGCCCAGCCCGUGGCCGACAGAGGGCCGGGUGAGCUUUCACAGCUUCACAGCCCGCUACACGAACGAUCUUGACCCGGUUUUGGACGAUGUCAGCUUCGAAAUACCGCCGGGCCAGCGCGUGGCUGUCGUUGGGCGUACAGGGGCUGGCAAAAGCUCACUCGCGCUGGCCUUGAUUCGGGCGCUGCGCCCGGAUACUGGACAUGUUGAGAUCGACGGCGUAGAUAUUCGCUCUUUGCCCCUGGAGCAGCUACGACAGGCGAUCACGCUGGUGCCGCAGGAUCCACAGCUGUUCGAGGGCACGAUCCGUGACAACCUGGACCCUCUGCAAAUGCACAGCAACGCGGAAUUGGUCUCGCUGCUGCGCGAUAUGCACGUCAGCCAGGCGACUGACAGCUAUCUGAACCAAGCAGCAACAACACUGUCGCGCGGCCAGCGGCAGCUGCUGUGUAUUGUGCGCGGGAUAUUGCGCAAAACACGCAUUCUGGUUCUCGACGAAGCAACGGCGUCGUUGGACCACGACACGGACGCAGCCAUCCAGGCGACUCUCAGGAUCAGCAUAGCCCAGGGAACGACAGUGCUGACGAUUGCCCACCGGUUGCACACUGUGGCUGAUUACGAUAAGCUUGUGGUGCUUGAUGGAGGGCGAGUAGUGGAGGACGGCCCUGUUGCGGAGCUGCUGGAGCGACGCGCUGCGUUUUGGCGGUUGUGCGAGGAGGCGGGCUACCAACCCGGUUGA
Talaromyces rugulosus is the source of this 4314-nucleotide messenger RNA. RefSeq lists its product as uncharacterized. Gene Ontology annotation, cellular component: fungal-type vacuole membrane; fungal-type vacuole. Lineage: Eukaryota; Fungi; Ascomycota; Eurotiomycetes; Eurotiales; Trichocomaceae. The record is from RefSeq and is a predicted model, not a curated record. Bases 1 to 4314 code for a protein of 1437 amino acids. The transcript has a single exon. Gene Ontology annotation, molecular function: ATP hydrolysis activity; ATP binding; ABC-type peptide transporter activity. Gene Ontology annotation, biological process: transmembrane transport.